Messenger RNA from Lachancea nothofagi CBS 11611, 1443 nucleotides. NCBI's taxonomy places the organism in Eukaryota, Fungi, Ascomycota, Saccharomycetes, Saccharomycetales, Saccharomycetaceae. The record is from the annotation of a GenBank genome assembly.
AUGGACCAUCCAGAGUUUUCAAAAGGGCUUGAAAAGGAGAACCAAUUAAGUCUCAUCGAACGCUCAUCUUUGAAGCCCCUGUAUAUCAGCACAAUUUCCAUUGACGGUGACAACAAAGCAAAUCCCUUGUCUGAUGCAGUGUACAAAUCAGUUUUGGACCCUGUACUUUCACAGCCUUUGCAGACGCUAGAUCAAUCGCUGAAGAACUUUUCAGAGAUCAAGAGGAAGCUUAUUCACACCGGGCUAUUCAGAGAUGUCAAAGUAUCAUUGGACAAAGAGACGUCUGGAUUGGGUUUGAAGAAUCUGCCCGAGGAAGCCAUUCGAGACUACAGUUUAGAGAGUCCGAUUUCAACUGUAGCCAGAAUCCAAUUAACUCCAAUGCAAUUCAAUAACAUGAGUGUAACCUCCACCACAAGCGACUCGCUAUCUGCUUUUGGAGGGCGCUAUUCGUUCAUCAACUCUCUAGGAAGGGCAGAAGUAUUAACACUUCAAAGCGAACUCAAGUUUACUCCUUUCCAAGGAAAAGUGGACGAGAAAACCUUUGAAGCUAAACUGAUGGCGCCCCUUCAGAAAAACCCUUCACUCAAAGCUGUAAUUGACGCUAAUUUCGCCAAAGUCGACCUACGCAACAAAAACUUUGUCGAACCUGAAAACAGAACUCAGCAAAAUCAAGGAUCCCUCCAUAUCGGUGUCCAAAAGCAUUGGUUUAAUAGCAAGAUUAAGUCGACGCCUGUGCUUUACAACGGUCUGUCCAUUGUGGCAAGAAAUUUAAAGGAUCCAAACUCUUCAGCAAACCUUGAAUCACCUCUGACCAAGAACAGCAUAGUGUCGCACUUUUUGUUUGAUAACAGGAAAUUUUUCGGGCUUUUCCCAGCUUCUGGGGUAAAAUUCUCCGUAAACAACGAAUAUGUUAUUUCUCAAGAUUUGACAAAGCACACUAAGACCACGGGUGGCCGCGAAGAAAGCUUUGAUAAGCUUGCGCUAGCUGUAGAAGCCCAACGUCCUUUUUUCAAGAAUAAAGUGGUCAACUCACUGGAUUUCGCAUGCGGAGGUAUUUUCCCCACAGCUGAGUCGUCUGGUCUAGUGCACCACAUGGACAAGUUUUACCUGGGAGGUCUUGCGAGUCUUAAGGGAUUUGAGAGGAAUUCGGUUGGUCAAUACGGCGGUAACUAUUUCUACAAGCUGCGCGUGGCUUCAUCUUUUAAGCUACCGAACACGCCAGCCGACUCACCUCUGAGACUUCAGUUCUUUUUGAACGGUGGUGACGUUUCAAAUGGAAUGUCGACAAAGAAUCUCUCGUACGCCGCAAGCUCAGGUGUGUCCUUGCUCUAUAAGAGCUCUUUGGCCAACAUGGACUUGACUUAUGCUCUUCCCAUUACCAACAGGAGUCAAGACAUCGCCAAACCCGGAUUUUCUUUUGGGGUUUCUCUAUCGGUCUACUGA